AUCUCCAAGCGCCGGACGGUUUGACAGGCGGAUCCUUCUUCUCUGUAACAUCCGGCGGCUCUGGAAGGUUCUGAACGGGAACCGGGUGGAGACGAACAUCAAUCUGAGUCCAUCCGAAGCCGAACCGCGGUGUUCCAGCUCCGGGACUCAUCCGUCCCGCUCUGAAUCCUCCUCUUAACGUUUUCCAGUGAUUAUAAAGUAACGAUGCCUGAAGUGAUGGCAGCACCGAAGGUCUCAUCGGGUGGCAGGAACAAAGGAGGGGCGUAUGUGGACCGCGACAAGCCGGCCCAAAUCCGAUUCAGUAACAUCUCUGCUGCUAAAGCUGUUGCAGAUGCCAUCAGAACGAGUCUGGGGCCUAAAGGCAUGGAUAAGAUGAUCCAGGAUGAGAAAGGUGACGUGACCAUCACUAACGAUGGAGCCACCAUCCUGAAGCAGAUGCAGGUUCUCCACCCCGCUGCCAAAAUGCUGGUGGAGCUGUCUAAAGCUCAGGACAUCGAGGCUGGUGACGGCACCACCUCUGUGGUGGUGAUCGCCGGAGCGCUGCUGGACGCCUGCUCCAAACUGCUGCAGAAAGGUAUCCAUCCCACCAUCAUCUCUGAGUCAUUCCAGAAGGCGGUGGAUAAGGGCGUGGAGGUCCUGACCGCCAUGAGCCGUCCGGUGCAGCUGAGCGACCGCGAGACGCUGCUCAACAGCGCCACCACGUCGCUGUGCUCCAAGGUGGUGUCGCAGUACUCCAGCCUGCUGGCGCCCAUGAGCGUGGACGCCGUCAUGAGAGUCAUCGACCCGGCAACCGCCACCGGCGUCGACCUGCAGGACAUCAAGAUUAUCAAGAAGCUCGGAGGGACCAUUGACGACUGUGAGCUGGUGGACGGUCUGGUUCUGACCCAGAGGGUAGCCAACACCGGCGUGACCCGCGUGGAGAAAGCCAAGAUCGGCCUGAUCCAGUUCUGCCUGUCCCCCCCCAAAACAGACAUGGACAACCAGAUCGUGGUCUCGGACUACGCCCAGAUGGACCGCGUGCUGCGGGAGGAGCGCGCCUACAUCCUCAACAUGGUCAAACAGAUCAAGAAGGCCGGCUGCAACGUGCUGCUCAUCCAGAAGUCCAUCCUCAGAGAUGCUCUCAGCGACCUCGCCCUGCACUUCCUCAACAAAAUGAAGAUCAUGGUGGUGAAAGAGAUCGAAAGGGAGGACAUCGAGUUCAUCUGCAAGACGAUCGGCACCAAGCCCAUCGCCCACAUCGACCACUUCACCGCAGAGAUGCUCGGCACGGCGGAGCUGGCCGAGGAGGUCAGCCUGGACGGCUCCGGCAAGCUGAUCAAGAUCACAGGGUGCAGCAGCCCCGGCAAGACGGUGAGCAUCGUGGUCCGAGGCUCCAACAAGCUGGUGAUCGAGGAGGCCGAGCGCUCCAUCCACGACGCUCUGUGUGUCAUCCGCUGCCUGGUGAAGAAGAGGGCUCUGAUAGCCGGCGGCGGCUCUCCGGAGAUCGAGCUGGCCGUGCGUCUGGCAGAGUACUCGCGCACCCUGGGAGGCAUGGAGGCCUACUGCGUGCGGGCGUACGGCGACGCCCUGGAGGUCAUCCCCUCCACGCUGGCUGAGAACGCCGGCCUGAACCCCAUCUCCACGGUGACGGAGCUCCGCAACAGACACGCCCAGGGCGACAAGAUGGCCGGCAUCAACGUCCGCAAGGGCGGGAUCUCCAACAUCCUGGAGGAGCUGGUGGUGCAGCCUUUACUGGUUUCCAUCAGCGCACUGACCCUGGCCACAGAGACGGUCCGCAGCAUCCUCAAGAUCGACGAUGUGGUGAACACCCGAUAAGAGUCUCGAGUUGGUCCAUCGUUCUGUCACUAAGCCUGCUCGUACCGCGAGGGAUCAGAGGACUCUGUCAACGUCAGACUGUUCAGAUUUCCGCUGUAGUUGUUACGUUAAGUAAUUUAAUAAAAAUUAGGCUUGUUUUUUUGUUGACACUCCA
Molecule: messenger RNA, 1969 nt
Organism: Thunnus maccoyii (southern bluefin tuna)
Lineage: Eukaryota; Metazoa; Chordata; Actinopteri; Scombriformes; Scombridae
Gene: cct4
Product: chaperonin containing TCP1, subunit 4 (delta)
Exons: 13
Coding region: 205-1815 (536 amino acids)
Biological process (GO): protein folding
Cellular component (GO): chaperonin-containing T-complex
Molecular function (GO): ATP-dependent protein folding chaperone; ATP binding; ATP hydrolysis activity
Source: RefSeq, a predicted model, not a curated record